This is a messenger RNA of Cynara cardunculus var. scolymus (artichoke), 994 nucleotides long. Its product is annotated as dof zinc finger protein DOF3.7-like. The record is from RefSeq and is a predicted model, not a curated record. Lineage: Eukaryota; Viridiplantae; Streptophyta; Magnoliopsida; Asterales; Asteraceae. Gene Ontology annotation, molecular function: DNA binding; DNA-binding transcription factor activity. The transcript has a single exon. Bases 1 to 834 code for a protein of 277 amino acids. Gene Ontology annotation, biological process: regulation of DNA-templated transcription.
AUGAUUGAUCAGAAGUUCUUCGUUGGAGGUGCAACUGGAACAACUCGACAUCCCAAUAUUUCCACUAAUUAUUCCGAUCAUUCCCCGCCGCCACCACCACCGCCGCCACCGUCUUCCACCACCAAUCUCAACUCGGAAAACCAUCAUUUAAAGUGCCCACGAUGCGAUUCCUCCAACACAAAGUUCUGUUACUAUAACAACUACAACCUCACUCAGCCCCGCUACUUCUGCAAGACUUGCCGACGCUACUGGACCAGAGGUGGGGCCCUCCGCAACGUCCCCAUUGGCGGUGGCUGCCGGAAAAACAAGGGAACCACCAUAGCCUCUGCCUUAGCAAAGCAGAUCUCCUCCACCGAAAAUCUCAAGGCCCUUAUUUCCUCCGACCUUGGGAAAUCCGACAUCAUCAACAGUCUUGAUGAGCGUUCCAAACCGAUUUUAUGGGCCAGCUCACCUCAGACCUCUCAUCUUCUUUCCUUACUAAGAUCCACCCAUAACCAUAACCCUAACCCUAACCCUAAUUUUACUUCAAACGCAAACACGUUCAAUCCAUCUUGGAGAAUCAACAGUCAAAUGGUUCGAGAUCAACAACAGGAAAAUGGAGGGAUCAUAACUGGUCAUGAAGGUCGAAUCACAGGAAACAAUCCAGCUCAAAUGCAUCAACAGCUAAGAUCAUCUCCAUCAAACUAUUAUCAUCAUGAUCAGGCAGUUGCACCUAUGACGAACCCUUCAUCUUCAACAUCUGCUUCAACUGUAGCAAACGGUGAGUCGGGUUAUUGGAACUUGAUGAUUCCAUGGUCGGAUCUGUCCAUAACCAACAAUGCCUAUGCUCCUUAAAUCAAUAAGCUCUUUCUAGCUAAAUAUAUAUAGUUUCUCAGAUCUUUUGUACGUACGUAGCUGAUAAAAUUAAGAAGUCAUCAGCUAGGGUUUGGUGUUGCAUUUCUGCUAUGGUGUUUAAUCUGGAUGUUUUUUUUAACUUGUCCAUUUUAAGUUUGAA